AUGGCCGUCGAAAACUACGACAUCGUCAUUGUCGGCGCUGGACCUGUUGGUCUCUGUCUGUCGACAAGUCUGCAAAGAUGGGGUUACAAAGUCAAGCACAUCGACAACCGGUCGGAGCCUACAGCCACCGGCCGAGCGGAUGGAAUCCAACCGCGUUCAUUGGACCUCCUGCGGAACAUGGGUCUUAAGCGCAAGAUUAUGGAAUGGGAGCCUGCUAAGGUGUACGAAGUUGCUUUUUGGGACCCUGCGCAAAAAGGCAUCCAGCGAACCGGUACCUGGGCUAGCUGUCCCAAGUUUAUCGACGCAAGAUAUCCUUUCACCACUCUGCUCCACCAGGGCAUGAUCGAGCGGACUUUCAUUGGUGACAUUGAGGCAAACGGAGGCAAGAUUCAACGGCCGUGGACCAUCAAGGGAUUCAAGAACGAUGGCGUGGACAAGACUUAUCCCGUUGAGGUCAAGCUGGCGCACAUUGAUGGUACCGCAGAGGAGACAGUCCGAGCCAAGUACUUGUUCAGUGGAGAGGGCGCUCGGAGUUUUGUCAGGGAGCAACUAGGUGUCAACAUGAUUUACAAGGAUCCUAUCGCACACGUCUGGGGAGUUAUGGAUGGUGUUGUUCGAACCACCUUCCCUGACAUCAAGAUGAAAUGCACAAUUCACUCUGACGCUGGAUCAAUCAUGAUCAUUCCCCGCGAAAACAACCUGGUCCGUCUCUACAUCCAAGUCGCCUCAUCCACCGACAAGGACUGGAACCCACGCAAGACCGUCUCGGCCGAAGAAGUACAAGCGCGUGCUAAGGAGAUCUUCAAGCCCUACACCAUUUCUUGGGACAGGGUUGAAUGGUACUCGGUCUACCCUAUCGGUCAGGGUAUCGCUGAGCGCUACACCCUCGAUGAGCGCGUAUUCAUGGGCGGCGAUGCAUGCCACACGCACAGCCCCAAGGCCGGUCAGGGUAUGAACACAGCAUUCCUCGACGCAGUAAACCUUGCGUGGAAGAUUCAUCACGUGGAGAGUGGAUGGGCACCACGAACAAUUCUAUCAACCUACGAGAGCGAACGCAAACAAAUUGCAGAAUCUCUCCUCGACUUCGAUGCACGAUAUGCAAAGCUCUUCUCCGCACGGAUACCCUCAGCUGGUGAAGUCGCCGGCGCAUCAACAAAACAAGGAGCAGAAGACAACGAGUUCAUCAAGACAUUCAAAGAGAGCUGCGAGUUCACCAGCGGAUACGGAGUCGCAUACCCACCCAACGCUAUCAACUGGGGUCCCCAGCACCCCGCCCAACACCCACUCAUCCUCUCCUACCAGAAAGGCACAAGCCAACGUACCGGCCGCAUCAUGAGCCCGGCAACCGUCACCCGCGUCGUCGACGCAAACGUUGUCCACCUCGAGCAAGAGAUCCCCUUCAACGGCUCCUACCGCGUCUUCGUCUUCGGUGGCAACCUCUCAAAGACAUCCGCCGCCCUCCAAGACCUCGCAACACACAUGUCAGCUCCUACAUCAUUCUUCAGUGCCUUCCUCCCCGAAGACCUAAAGACAAAGGACCGCUACCAUGAACGUCACAACCCCCACACCAACUUCCUCUCUUUCGCCUUUAUCUUCUCCGCCCAAAGACCAGAAAUCCAUAUUGACGAACAAUUACCCGGUCUGUUUGCCCGCUACGCCGAUCACGUCUAUGCAGACGAUGUCUGGGAUCAGCGCGUCCCUGAUGCCAAGGCAGCAGCACACGCAAAGAUGGGUCUUGAUGAACAGACGGGUGGUGUGGUCGUUGUUAGACCGGAUGGAUAUGUGGGUGUUGUUGUUAAGCUUGCCGAGGGCAAGGGUACAUGUGAGGCGUUGGAUAAGUGGUUUUCAAAUGCAACGGGGAAGCGGUUAGGAGGUGAUGAGAGGGCGAGUUUGUAG
This is a messenger RNA of Pyrenophora tritici-repentis Pt-1C-BFP, 1896 nucleotides long. Its product is annotated as UbiH, 2-polyprenyl-6-methoxyphenol hydroxylase and related FAD-dependent oxidoreductase. Gene Ontology annotation, molecular function: FAD binding; oxidoreductase activity. Lineage: Eukaryota; Fungi; Ascomycota; Dothideomycetes; Pleosporales; Pleosporaceae. The record is from RefSeq and is a predicted model, not a curated record.